Messenger RNA from Eublepharis macularius, 4134 nucleotides. RefSeq names its product zinc finger protein 345-like. NCBI's taxonomy places the organism in Eukaryota, Metazoa, Chordata, Lepidosauria, Squamata, Eublepharidae. Bases 331 to 2805 code for a protein of 824 amino acids. Gene Ontology annotation, biological process: regulation of transcription by RNA polymerase II. The record is from RefSeq and is a predicted model, not a curated record. Gene Ontology annotation, molecular function: DNA-binding transcription activator activity, RNA polymerase II-specific; RNA polymerase II cis-regulatory region sequence-specific DNA binding. Gene Ontology annotation, cellular component: nucleus. The transcript has 8 exons.
GUGAAGAGCAGAGGAGGCGGUGUUGUUGGAUUUUUAGCAGGCCUGCCUUGACUUCUGAUUGAUGUUCGGGGGUCAGAUUCUGCCUGCGGAGAGGGUCCUUUCUGCUUUAUGGAGUCGAUCCAAGGGUUAAAAGGAGGCUGAUUCCAUUCCUAGAGAGGCCGGAACACAGAAGGUCACCUGACUUGCCACAGUCACUUCCUUUUAGAGCAGAGGAGGUGGUGUUGGCGGAUUUUUCAACAGGUCAUAGGUCCAGUGCUUGCUUUUACAGAAGAAUCUGGCAGAGGGGGAAGGAGGUCUGUCACUGCAGGUGGAGGCUGUUUGGAGAGGAAGAUGGAGGGAGAGACAGACCCAGCUGAUCCAAAAGCUAGAAAAGGCCCUGAUGCCACCCAGGCUGGGAGCAGAAGGGGAUUGUGGGAAGGAACCGUGCAGAGGAGCCUGGGAGACGACAACUUCCCUUCAGAUGUGCCACGCCAGCACUUCAGGCAGUUCUGUUACCAGGAGGCUAAGGGGCCCCGAGAGGUUUGCAGCCAACUCCACCAUUUGUGCCUCCAGUGGCUGAAGCCAGAAAGGCACAGCAAGAAGGAGAUGCUGGACCUGGUGCUCCUGGAGCAGCUCCUGGCCGUCCUGCCCCCGGAGAUGGAGAGCUGGGUCAGGGAAUGCGGGCCGGAGAGCAGCUCCCAGGCGGUAGCCCUGGCCGAAGGCUUCCUCCUGAGCCAGGCAGAGGGUGAGAAGCAGGACCAGCAGGUGCAGAAAAGGAUCGCGCAGGACUAUUAUAAAGGAACAACUUUUCCAGGUGAAGCCUUAAAACCAGUGAUAUCUUCUUUAUCAUCACUUGGUGGCAGAGAAAAAGCCGCUUCCAUGCAGCAGGACUCAGGUCUGGUGACCUUGGAGGAGGUGUCUGUGCACUUCACGGAGGAGGAGUGGGCCCUGCUGGAUCCGGACCAAAGACGCCUUCACAACGAAGUCAUGGAGGACAACCGUCAGAAUGUGGCCUCUCUGGAGCCUGAAGGUCCCCAGGAGAAGCUCAAGGGAGGACCACAAGAGCUCCCUUUGGAAGGGAAGCAGCAAAGAAGACGCACUGGAACAGACUGGAAGAGGGGGAGUGAAUCCUGUGCUUCUCAGGGUGCUGAAUCCCAGGACUUCCCCCCAGACCAAGGAAAGAUCAGUUGCCCUGUAUGUGGAAAAACAUUCAAGUAUAAAUCAGUGUUUAAUAGACACUGGAGAAUCCACAGAGGGGAGAAACCGUAUCAGUGUUUGGAGUGUGGAAAGGCCUUUGUUCGGAAGGAACACCUCUUGGAACACAAAAACAUUCACACAGGACAGAAACCUUAUAAAUGCUUGGAGUGUGAGCCUGAUGGUCCCCAGGAAAAGCUCAAGGGAGGACGACAAGAGCUCCCUUUGGAAGGGAAACAGCAAAGAAGACGCACUGGAACAGACCGGAAGAGGGGGAGUGAAUCCUCUGCUUCUCAGGGUGCUGAAUCCCAGGACUUCGCCCCAGACCAAGGAAAAAUCAGUUGCCCUGUGUGUGGAAAAAUAUUCAGAUAUAAAUCACAGUUUAUUAUACACUGGAGAAGCCACACAGGGGAGAAACCGUAUACAUGUUUGGAGUGUGGCAAGGGAUUUACUCAGAAUACCAAUCUUAUUGCCCAUCUACGUUUUCACACAGGGGAGAAACCAUACAAAUGUUUGGAGUGUGGAAAGGGCUUUGCUCAGAGGGUACAUCUUACUAUCCAUCAACAUUUCCACACAGGGGAGAAACCAUAUAAAUGUUUGGAGUGUGAAAAGAGCUUUACUCAGAAGACACAGCUUACUAUCCAUCAAAGAAUUCACACAGGAGAGAAACCUUAUCAGUGUUUGGAGUGUGAAAAGGCCUUUAUUCGGAAGGAUCAACUUUUGGAACACAAAUACAUUCAUACAGGGCAGAAACCGCAUAAAUGCUUGGAGUGUGGUAAGAGCUUUUCUCGGAGUAAAGAUGCUACUAUCCAUCGUCGAAUCCACACCGGAGAGAAACCAUAUACAUGUUUGGAGUGUGGAAAGAGCUUUGCUCAGAAGAAACAGCUUACUUCCCAUCAAAGAAUCCACACAGGGGAGAAACCUUAUCAAUGUUUGGAGUGUGGAAAGGCCUUUAUUCGGAAGGAAAACCUUUUGGAACACACAAACAUUCAUACAGGGCAGAAACCUCAUAAAUGCUUGGAGUGUGGUAAGAGCUUUGCUCGAAGUAAAGAUGCUACUAUCCAUCGUCGAAUUCACACAGGAGAGAAACCAUAUGAAUGCCUGGAGUGUGGAAAGAGUUUUGCUUGGAAUAAAGAUCUUACUACCCAUCGACGAACCCACACAGGGGAGAAGCCAUAUAAAUGUUCUGAAUGUGGGAAGAGCUUUGCUCGGAGUAGAGAUCUUACUACCCAUCAACGAACCCACACAGGAGAGAAACCAUAUAAGUGCUUGGAGUGUGGCAGGAGCUUUGCUUUGAUUGGAGGACUUGCUGGUCAUCGACAGAUCCACACAGGGGAAAAACCAUUUCAAUGCUUGGAGUGUGGCAAGAGCUUUGCUCGAAAUGCAUACCUUACUGCUCAUCAACGUAUCCACAAAGGGAAGAAACCCUAUAUAUGUUUGACAUGUGGAAAGAGCUUCAGCCAAAACAUGGAGCUUAGCUACCAUGAGAGAAUCCAUGAAGAAGGGAAAUCAUCUAUAUAUUUGGAAUGUGGAAAGAGCUUUGUUGGGAAUGGAAUUCUUUCUGUCCCUCAGCAUAUCCACACAGGAGAAACCAUACCCUGUCUUGGAUCUCUCAACAGGGAUCCAAAAUGACGUACAUUGUUCACUUCCCUUCCAUUUUUUCCUCCCAGUAAUCCUGCUGAAAGGAAAGUUAUACUGAGAACAAAUCACUGGCCCACAGUCAGUAAGCAACGUUCAGAGGCAUCAGUGGGAUCUGAACUUGAACAAACCCUCUGACCUCUUGCUGGGAACCAACAUCAAGAUAAUUCACACUGUGGUAUUCCCCGUUAUUGUUUUUGGGUGUGAAAGUUAGACAAUGAAGGAAGCUGACAAGAAGAAAACUGACUCAUUUGAACGGUGGAGUUGGCAGAGAUUUUACAGUUACCAUAGUCGUCAAAAAGAUAAGAAGGGGUUUUAGGCUCAAAUCAAGCCUGAAUUCCUCCUAGAAGCUAAAAUGACAAAACUGAGGCUAUCUUACUUUGGUCACAUCGUGAGAAAACAAAACUCAUUGGAAAAGACUAUAAUGCUAAGAAUGGUGGAAGCCUUGACUCAGUAAAGGAAGCCACGGCCUCCAGUUUGCAAAGACUGAGCAAAGUUGUUAAUGAUAGGACAUUUUUGUAGGAAUAAAACACUGUGGCCCAAUUCGAAUGUACAGAGUGCUUGCGGAGUAAAAGGCUUGAUGCUUUGUAUAGUUUGUUUAUCCGUAGCUCCUGAACUAGCCCCUCCCUUCUGUGAGUGAAGAUUCUGUUCUGUUCUGUGUCAGUCUCUCUCCUGGACAGGACACAUGAAUGUUUCUCUCAGUUCGUUGUUUAUAUUAUUGUAAAUAGUUUUUAAUGAAGUUCUUCUUUAACUAAACAAACUGACCUUAAAUUAUAUUUCUUCUCACUGGACUUCACUGUGUACUCUGCUACACACAUCUAUGUGUGUGGAAAGGUGGUCUGUCCUUCACCGGGUGAGUGAGGGGACAUGCCCCAUACAGAGGAUUCACAGAGAUAUUCACAUCUCUCUCUCACCCCCCUCACAAUUUUGAAGGUUAAUUCACAGGGCUUCAUAAGUCAGAAGUGGCUUGAUGGCAGACCUCACUCACUCAACUCAUUGCACCACAACACCUACCCUGUGAGGUACGUUAGCUGUAACUGUAUUGUUAAGAAUAUAGCUAGAAAUAUAGGAGAACUGUUCCUGGAUUUCAUCAAGAAAAUUAUACCAGAUGUGUUUGCACAAAAAAACAGCUGGCCUGGUUCCAUAACUAGAUAUGCUACAAAGGGAGUUUAGCGGUCUAGAACUGAAUAACCUUGGAGAGGGGCACGAGGCAGAGGAGUAACACGGCCCAAUGACCUUCUGUCAAUUAGAAGCUCCAGGUACUGAAAGUAUUAUUUAGCCAGCUACCUUGUUAUUUUAAUGCUAUAGGGUCUGCUGAGAUUG